This is a messenger RNA of Desarmillaria tabescens, 604 nucleotides long. RefSeq lists its product as uncharacterized. The transcript has 6 exons. NCBI's taxonomy places the organism in Eukaryota, Fungi, Basidiomycota, Agaricomycetes, Agaricales, Physalacriaceae. Bases 15 to 521 code for a protein of 168 amino acids. The record is from RefSeq and is a predicted model, not a curated record.
AUUCUGUCAACGCCAUGGUGUUCUUCCUCUCUCUGCUUGCUGCUGCUGCUGCUGCUUGUGUCCAUGCUGCUGACUCGGGCAUCACCCCGGGGCUGUAUCAGAUCUUCAAUCGCAAUGUGACUGCAGGCUCGCUAAAAUCAGACCGCAUGUACCAGACCUUGUAUGCACCGACUGUUCCGGCCAACGCUUCGGCUCCACCAACCACUGCUUGGCAAGUUGCACAAAGUGAUUCUGGUUACACUUUCGGAAACUCGAGCUUCUCCGGAUCAGCGUCCACUGAAAACUGCGAGCAAUCGCCUGUUAUUACCGAUAACUCGCUGUAUGCCACGACGUUCACGAUCGAAUCCGUUGGAGAUGGGUACUACGCUAUCAAGUACCCCGACACUGACUUGGCAUGGACUGUGGCCUCCGAGUACGGUGCUUCUCCAAAUACUGUGACGGUUAAAUUAAUGCCUACGGAUGGAACCUAUACCCAGCACUGGAGCUUCGUAGGGGUGGCGAAUGUUUCUACAGAUGCUUGAAAAGAUUGUAAUUUUGAUCUAAUCUAAUCUUAUUGAUAAAAAGAAUUUCACAUGCUUGUGUUGUAUGAUUGCCAUAUGCCAGC